This is a messenger RNA of Cricetulus griseus (Chinese hamster), 1506 nucleotides long. The record is from RefSeq and is a predicted model, not a curated record. Lineage: Eukaryota; Metazoa; Chordata; Mammalia; Rodentia; Cricetidae.
GAGAAUAAGGUGCAGCUGGCUCCAGAGGCUGUGCUGUAGUCAGAAGACACAGCUUCCCUGAGGAUGGAGCAGGGACUCAGCAGGACCCGGGCCAGGGACCUGGACAAGUUCAUAGAGGUUCACCUCCUUCCCAACACCAGCUUCCGAACUGAGGUCAAGGCAGCUAUCAAGAUCAUAUGUGAUUUCCUGAAGGAGAGAUGCUUCCGAGGCGCCACCCACCCUGUGAGGGUCUCCAAGGUGGUGAAGGGUGGCUCCUCAGGCAAAGGCACAGCCCUCAAGGGCAGGUCAGAUGCGGACCUGGUGGUGUUCCUUAACAAUCUCCACAGUUUUGAGGAUCAGUUAGAGAGAAGGGGAGAGUUCAUCGAGGAAAUUAGAAAACAGCUUUGCAACUUUCAGAGAGAGCUACAUAUAUGGGUGAAGAUUGAGGUCCAGAGUUCAUGGUGGCCCAACCCCCGGGCACUCAGCUUCAAACUGAGCUCCUUCCAGCAUCAACAGGAGGUGGAGUUUGAUGUGCUGCCGGCCUAUGAUGUCCUGGGUCAACUCAACUACAUCAAGCCUCACCCCCAAAUCUACGCUGACCUCAUCAGAGAGUGCACCUCCCUGGGAAAGGAAGGCGAGUUCUCCACCUGCUUCACGGAGCUCCAGAGAAACUUCUUGAAGAGUCGACCAACCAAGCUGAAGAGUCUCAUCCGCCUGGUCAAGCACUGGUACCAACUGUGUAAGGAGAAGUUGGGGAAGCCGCUACCUCAACAAUAUGCCCUGGAGCUGCUCACAGUCUAUGCCUGGGAACGUGGGAGUGGAGUCACUGAGUUCAACACAGCCCAGGGCUUCCGGACAGUCUUGGAACUUGUUGUCGAGUACAGGCAGCUUCGAAUCUACUGGACAGAGUAUUAUGACUUUCAACACGAAGACGUCUCCAAAUACCUGCUCAGACAGCUCAGAAAAGACAGGCCCGUGAUCCUGGACCCGGCUGACCCGACAGGGAAUGUGGCUGGUUCAAACUCAGUGGGCUGGCAGCGCCUGGCAGAGGAGGCUCUGGCCUGGCUUCAAUACCCAUGCUUUAAAAGCUGGGAUGGUUCCCGAGUGCCACCAUGGGAUGUGCCGAUGGAAGUUGAAUUUCCAUAUCUGGAGGUGGACGAGAACUGGACUUGCAUCCUCCUGUGAGCACAGCAGCACCUGCCCAGAAGGCUCUGGAGUCAGGGGAUGUGCUCCUCUGUGCAGGCCUUGACCAGAGAGGGCCGGGUGCUGCCCAAGGCCCCAGUGAUGGAGCAUCCAACCUGGGGUCAGACUCCAAGUUUCUGACCCCUAACCGUCCACCCUAAUCGUGUCCCAUCACAGACAGCCUUCCUCACAGCCUGCUUGAUCCUCCUUAUACUCUGACGGUGUUCUCUGUGACACAAGAGAUUCAGAAAGGAAGGAAGAACUCAAGCUUGACUUCUGUCUAUGUUUCUGUUGGAGGGUUCUGUCCAAUGUAUGAUCAACAUCAAUAAACCACAGCAGAUGUCA